Molecule: messenger RNA, 1416 nt
Organism: Penicillium olsonii
Lineage: Eukaryota; Fungi; Ascomycota; Eurotiomycetes; Eurotiales; Aspergillaceae
Source: the annotation of a GenBank genome assembly
AUGUCCAAGACUUCCACCAAGGUUGCCGACAAGGCCUCCAAGGGCUCCAAGGCCCUUAACAAGGUCAAGGAUGCCGGUGUCACCAAGGCCUCCGCCUCCCCCGCCGCUAAGAGCAAGUCCAUCGCCGCCAAAGUCGCCGCCAAGGAGAAGUCCUCCAAGAAGAGCAAGAAGGCCCCUACCCCCAGCUCCUCCGAGUCCGAGUCCUCCGACGAAGACAUGAAGGAUGCUUCCUCCAGCAGCGAGUCCGAGUCCGAGUCCGAGAGCGAGGAUGAGAAGCCUGCCCCCAAGAAGGCCGACAAGAAGGCCGCUGCCAAGGAAGAGUCUUCCGACUCCUCCGACUCCUCCGACUCUUCUGACUCCGAGUCCGAGGAUGAGAAGCCCGCUCCCAAGAAGACCGAGAAGAAGGCCGCCGCCAAGGCUGAGUCCUCUGACUCUUCCGACUCUUCCGACUCCUCCGACUCCGAGUCUGAGGACGAGAAGCCUGCCCCCAAGAAGACCGAGAAGAAGGCCGCCGCCAAGGCUGAGUCCUCCGACUCCUCCGACUCCUCCGACUCUGACGAGCCCUCCAAGAAGCGCAAGGCUGAUGCCGAGCCCGAGGCCGUUGCCAAGAAGUCCAAGACCGAGGAAGUUCCCGAGGGUGCCUCCGCUAACCUCUUCAUCGGUAACCUGUCCUGGAACGUCGACGAGGAGUGGCUCCAGCGCGAGUUCGCCGAGUUCGGUGAGCUCUCCGGCUGCCGCAUUGUCACCGACCGUGAGUCCGGCCGCUCCCGCGGUUUCGGUUACGUCGAGUUCGUCAACGCCGCCGACGCCGUCAAGGCCAUGGACGCCAAGAAGGGUACCGACCUCGACGGCCGUACCAUCAACCUCGACUACGCUACCGCCCGCCAGGCUCCCCAGGCCGGUGCUGACCGCACCCAGAACCGUGCUCGCUCCUUCGGCGACUCCACCAGCCCCGAGAGCGACACUCUCUUCGUUGGUAACCUUCCCUUCAGCGCCACUGAGGAUGCUCUCCACGAGGUCUUCGGUGCCCAGGGCUCCAUCCUCGGCAUCCGUCUCCCCACUGAGCAGGAGACCGGCCGCCCCAAGGGCUUCGGUUACGUCCAGUUCUCCUCCAUCGAUGAGGCCAAGGCUGCCCACGCUGCUCUCAACGGCGAGGAGAUCGAGGGCCGUGCUAUCCGUCUUGACUUCUCUACUCCCCGUCCCGCUGGCGGUGACCGCGGUGGCUUCGGUGGCCGUGGUGGUGGUCGCGGUGGUGGCCGUGGUGGCUUCGGUGGUCGCGGCGGCGGCGGUGGCUUCGGUGGCCGCGGUGGUGGUGGCCGUGGCGGCCGCGGUGGCUUCGGUGCUCCCCGCGGUGGUGCUCUCAACAAGGGCAAGGGCUCCAUCCCCGAGUUCAAGGGCUCCAAGGUCACCUUCUAA